Molecule: messenger RNA, 1134 nt
Organism: Lithohypha guttulata
Lineage: Eukaryota; Fungi; Ascomycota; Eurotiomycetes; Chaetothyriales; Trichomeriaceae
Exons: 1
Coding region: 1-1134 (377 amino acids)
Molecular function (GO): nucleotide binding
Source: RefSeq, a predicted model, not a curated record
AUGACAACGACCCCAAUCCGUCUAGGCUUCAUAGGCGCCUCAACUGGAAAAAGCGGUCCCGGUAGCGAAAGCUGGGCCGUCAGAGCACACGUCCCAUUCCUCAAAUCAUCUCGUAACACAUCCUACACAAUCACAGCCAUUCAAAACUCCACCCGCCAAUCAGCCGAGAACGCUGCAAGCAGCCUUCAACUCAGCGAUGUCAAGGGAUUCUACGACAACCCACACGACCUCGCAAAGGAUGAGAACGUCGAUGUCGUGGCUGUCAGCGUGAACGUGCCGUCUCAUUAUGAUACCGUAAUGCCAGCUCUCAAUGCCGGAAAGGACAUCUUCGUUGAGUGGCCGCUUGGGCGUAACCUCAAGGAAGCACAGGAAAUGACCACGCUAGCUAAGCAGAAAGGCGUGCGGACGAUGGUUGGGUUACAAGCACGGCAGAAUCCAAGUGUUGUCGCUGCGAAAAGACUGGUUGACGACGGGUCUGUGGGUGAGAUACUGAGUACUACUAUGCAUGGCUAUGGAAUGAUCUUUGGUGCUACUACUCUCAAGUCAUUUGCUUAUGGAUUUCCGAUUGAGGCAGGAGCGAACUUGCUCACUAUUCCGUUUGGACAUGCAGUCGAUGCGAUGUGCUGGGUCCUCGGGGAGAUGGAGUAUGUGUCUGCUACACUUGCUAAUCGAAGGCCAAAGUUUGAGGUUACUGACCAUGCAGGAGAGGUGAUGGGCGAAGCGACCAAGACUGCUCAUGAUCACGUUGCAGUCACUGGUGUUCUCGAAAGGUCUGGAGGUGUGGUGAACCUGAUGUAUGAAGGGGGAAUGAAUCCAUCAGGUGGACCCAGCUUCUUCUGGCAAAUCAAUGGCACGAAAGGCACACUUUUGCUCGAGGGUCAUAUGGGUCAUUUGCAGAUGUUCCAACCCAAAAUCUCCUUUGCCAAGGUCGGAGAGGAAAUCAAAGAGGUUGAAGGAGUGAAGAAAGUCGACGCUGAUUUCUCCUAUGCUGUUGGUGAAGCGUGGGAAGCUUUUGCUGGGAAAGGAGGUGGUACUGUGACGACUUUUGAGGAUGCCCUGACGAGACAUCAGAUGAUCAAUGCGAUCUAUCGGAGUAAUGAGUCAGGAGAGAGGGAAUCUUACAUGAGAGGAUAG